Molecule: messenger RNA, 1916 nt
Organism: Fopius arisanus
Lineage: Eukaryota; Metazoa; Arthropoda; Insecta; Hymenoptera; Braconidae
Product: tektin-4-like
Exons: 7
Coding region: 12-1520 (502 amino acids)
Biological process (GO): cilium movement involved in cell motility; cilium assembly
Cellular component (GO): nucleus; microtubule cytoskeleton
Source: RefSeq, a predicted model, not a curated record
GUUAUUUUUCGAUGAAUAUGAAGGGGCAGGGGGUUUCGACGAUCUGUGAAAUUCGAAAGCCCCAGGAAUUGACAGGUAAUGAAAAAUUCAAGGAUUUGAGUAGAAAUGAAAAAAAAUCCGGGAAUUCCUGCGAGGAAAAAAAUUCUUUCUGUCCUGAAAAGCCUCGACAUGAUAAUGUUGGAGAUGAUUCACCGGGUGGAGAGGAGGAGAUGGUGAGUUUCGGGGAGUCGGCGUCGGCGGAGGAUUGCGAUCCACCCCUGGAGAGGUGGACAGCUCUCCCCAGGUUCACGGGUACCAGACCAACGGUUGGUAAUUUCACCAUAUCUCGGUAUAGUCCUGCAGAGUGGCGAAACAGACAUCAGGAGAUUCUCAAGGACUCGACUUAUCAAAUUCGUGAGGCUAAAAAUCACGAGUACAAAACAAAUUUACUGGGAUCUCAAAUCUGUUCACAAAUCGAUAAGCAACAGCUGGACAAUAGUCUCCUAUUACGAUCCAGAGCUGGAGAAAUUUUUCACUGGAAGACAGAAUUAAAAUUCGUAGGGGAGGAAGUGGAAUCUGAAAUAUUAAAAAUUCAAGGGGAAAUCGGAAGAUUAUCGAAUUGUUUUCGAGCCGUUGAAACAAUAAAAAACAUGGACAGGGAUAUUCAGAGGAUCAGGGACUCGCGGCUGCACUCAGACCUAGUGCAUGACACUCUGGCAGAGGAAAUUGUAAAGGAGGAGAAAUUGUGCAACGAUAUCCUGAAUUUGUACACCCGUUGCAUCGACGAGACGAAAAUGCAAUCAAUCGAAUUGAAAGAUGCGAAACAGAGACUAGAGCACGACUGGUCUGAUAAAUCCCAGACUUACGACAUCGAUUCGACUUGUGUCGGUCUUAAAAAUGACUCAGAGGGACUCCAGUGGAAACCAGGAAGUCUACAGGUCUCUCAAGACCAAUCAUCUCCCGAAGGACACACAACUUUCGUGAAACAGUCAAUAAUUUACGCAAAAACCGCUGUAAAUCGAUCCCAAGUACUGCGAGCGAAUAUGAUCGAGAAUUCCUCUACUUGUCUGAAAGAUUUACGAAGACAAGCAGCCGCUGUGGAAAUGGCACUGGCAGAUCAGAUCGUGGAGCUCACUGAAGCAAUUCGACGCCUCGAGGCCGCAUUAAAUAACUGUCUCAAGAGACUUGCAGAUAACGAUAUGCUCAUAAACAAGACUAAUGCAGUUAUCAGGGGCAUCGAUGGGCCUAUGAAAUGCGCCCAGACUCGUCUGGGUAUGAGACUCAUUCGAGAAAAUAUCGAGAGUUGCAGGGAUCAUUCUCAAAAUGGGCUCAUCGACGAGGUGAAGAAUGUCGCAGAAGGUACGACAGCUCUCUCAGGUCAAGUGAAAAUGGCAUGUGACUCGACAGACUCGUUAAUAGAAUUGCGGAAAAAAUUAGAAAAUGAAUUGCUCGUCAAAAAGAACAGCCUCUGGAUCGACGGAAAACGCUGCAAGUCGAUGAGAAUGCACUAUCCCGCAAUCAAUUCCUUAUCUGGGUAUUGAAGGGAGACUGAUCGGAUAAUCAUAAUUAAAACGGUGAAUAUUUAAUGAAAACGCCAGAGACAUUACAUCGAUAUAUUUACAUACAAACCAGUUUUAUUUAUUGAUAAAUGACACGUGAAAAUAAACCCUAGAUUAUCCUACAACCUGACAGCUGGGUCGUUAUACUUAUCAUUGAGAUGAUAAUUUCACAAUUCUCUAUAUACAAUAAAAUGAAUAAUCGAAGGGCUAUGAAUUUCGCCAGCACCACUUGUGCUUCAUUAGAGAAUAGAGAGAAACAUCUGAAUAAUCAAAUUAAGAUAAUUAUGUUAACAUCUCGCUGAUAAUGACGCGUUACGAAUAUAAAUUUAUGUUUAUUGGCCAUAUCUUAGUAAUAAUUCCCUAGAAAAAUAUUUAUUU